Phoenix dactylifera (date palm) is the source of this 1142-nucleotide messenger RNA. NCBI's taxonomy places the organism in Eukaryota, Viridiplantae, Streptophyta, Magnoliopsida, Arecales, Arecaceae. The record is from RefSeq and is a predicted model, not a curated record.
CGGGUGGGUUAACAUAGCGGUACAGCCAAUCCAGCUCUUAGCUGUGUCAGCCGCAUCCUGGAUAGACUGUCCUCGGAUAAGCUCUCCCAUCUCCCCUGCUUUUGAACUGCCCCUAAGGUUCACCCCCUUUCACCUUUCUUCUCGCUUAAAUAGGCCAUCCCGAUUCCGAAUUCCAGGCACUCUUCAGACCUUCUUUCGCUUAUGCUCUCAUGAUUACCCCGCCCUCUCUCGCUUGUUCCCAAUUCCUUGGCGCUCGGAUCCCGACUCCCUUCUUCUCCCCGAUUUCCAAGCUCCGAUCGUCCCCGCGCUGCGCUGCGUUGCACGCCCCGGCGAUGGCGGCCGACACGGGGACGCUGUACGACGUGCUCGGUCUCACCGCUAGGGCCACCGGCGGGGACAUCAAGGCGGCGUACCGGCGGCUGGCGCGGGCGUGCCACCCGGACGUGGUGGGGGCCGACCGGAAGGGGGCGUCGGCCGACGAGUUCAAGCGGAUCCACGCCGCCUACGCCACCCUCUCCGAUCCGGAGAAGCGCGCCGACUACGACCGCAGGUUGGCGGCGGCGACGGCUAUCGGCCGGCAGCAGUGGUCGCCGCGCGGCCCGCGGCCGUUCUCCUCGUCCGCCUCGAGCCCAUCGGCGGCGACCUCUUUCUCCGGCUUCGCUCGCCGGACGUGGGAGACGGACCAGUGUUGGUAGAAAAAGUGCGGCGGGUCGAGGUCCGGAUCGAGUUCGGCCGGCCGGAACGGGGAGCGAAUCGGUCCGAUGGGCGGACCGGUCUUGUUUGUUUAUAUAUUAUUAAGCGGAGGUACGUGAAGGAAUAUGGGACCGCUGGAGCCGUCGGAUGAGAUCUCCAGCUUACCAUAUGUUGGUGGGAAAAGGCAACUGUAUUUUUAGUAGCCUCGGCCAUCUUUGCACAGAUUUAAUGCGACACCAUUUAGUUCUUCUCAGUUUCAUCUUACUCAGUCAUUGGGCAGCAUUACUCCUUAUUUUGUUCAUUUUUUUGGCUUUUAAUAUGUAAAUAUUCAUAUAUCAAAAAAAUGUAAAUAUGCAUAUACCAAAUAAAUGUAAAUAUUCAUGUAAUUUAUGGAAUCGUUGUUUGUGGUGUAAUUUUGAUUGGGUUGAAGAAAUGAAUGACUAUCUAAA